This is a messenger RNA of Acanthisitta chloris (rifleman), 992 nucleotides long. RefSeq names its product annexin A4 (gene ANXA4). The transcript has 12 exons. The record is from RefSeq and is a predicted model, not a curated record. NCBI's taxonomy places the organism in Eukaryota, Metazoa, Chordata, Aves, Passeriformes, Acanthisittidae. Gene Ontology annotation, cellular component: cytoplasm. Gene Ontology annotation, molecular function: calcium ion binding; calcium-dependent phospholipid binding. Bases 45 to 992 code for a protein of 315 amino acids.
UGCCUGUGGACACAGUCAGUGGCAGAUUGGCCAAUCUGAACACGAUGGCAACCAUCAAGGGUGUCUCGAGUUUCAGUGCUGAGCAAGAAGCACAGGCACUAAGAAAGGCCAUGAAGGGAUUUGGCACAGAUGAAGAUGCCAUCAUUGACACCUUGACCAAACUGAACGUUGCCCAACGUCAGCAAGUCCUGAUCGCCUACAAAAGCACUAUUGGCAGGGAUUUGAUCAGUGACUUGAAGUCUGAGCUGAGUGGGAAUUUUGAGCAGGUGAUCGUUGGGUUGAUGACUCCUACUGCCAUGUAUGAUGUGCACGAGCUGAGGAGGUCUAUGAAGGGAGCAGGAACAGAUGAAGGCUGCCUGAUUGAGAUCGUGGCUUCUCGCACGAACGAGGAGAUUCGGCGCAUCAAUGAGAACUACAAACUCCAGUAUGGCUGCACCUUGGAGGAGGACAUUGUCUCUGACACUUCUUCCAUGCUCCGGAGAGUCCUCGUGUCCCUCGCCACGGGUAACAGAGAUGAAGGAACCUUUGUGGAUGAGGCCCUUGCUCAGCAAGAUGCUCAGUGCCUGUAUGAAGCUGGGGAGAAGAAAUGGGGAACAGAUGAGGUGCAGUUCAUGUCCAUCCUCUGCACACGGAACAGAUGUCACCUGCUGAGAGUUUUUGAUGUGUACAGAGGGAUUGCUAAUAAGGACAUCACAGACAGCAUCAAAUCUGAGAUGUCAGGAGACCUGGAGGAUGCUCUCUUGGCUGUGGUGAAGUGCAUGAGGAACAAACCUGCCUAUUUUGCUGAGAGGUUGUAUAAAUCCAUGAAGGGCCUGGGAACAGAUGACAACACCCUGAUCCGGGUGAUGGUGUCCCGCUCAGAGAUAGACAUGAUUUACAUCAGGAGGGAAUUCCUGGCCAUGUAUGGCAAAUCACUCCACUCCUUCAUCAAGGGAGACUGCUCAGGAGACUACAGGAAAGUCCUGCUCAGGCUCUGUGGUGGGGAGGAUUAG